Molecule: messenger RNA, 1886 nt
Organism: Heteronotia binoei (common prickly gecko)
Lineage: Eukaryota; Metazoa; Chordata; Lepidosauria; Squamata; Gekkonidae
Gene: STN1
Product: STN1 subunit of CST complex
Exons: 11
Coding region: 648-1739 (363 amino acids)
Biological process (GO): nucleotide-excision repair; DNA replication; telomere capping
Cellular component (GO): chromosome, telomeric region; CST complex; DNA replication factor A complex
Molecular function (GO): single-stranded telomeric DNA binding
Source: RefSeq, a predicted model, not a curated record
GAUCGCAAGCGCGUGCGCGCGUGCCCCUCACCACCGCUCUCGACAGGACCCAAAUCGAGCCGCUCCCAAUUAGCUCUCGCCGAGCAACACUUCCCACCCCUCCCUCCCGUUACGCAUGCGCAUUAGUUCCGAGUAUCGCCUUUGAUGUUCUUUUCCCAGGCUAGCGCAUUCAACAGUUUCUCCCUCUCAGCAUACAGUUAGACGGUUAUGAUACUCUGCGAAGCUUAAGUUUUUAAAAAUGGGGCGGCAGUAAGGAAGCACUCGAAACCCCACUUGCGGUUAUCAGUGGAUUUCCUUCCGUUUCUUUCGCCGUGCGUAUGAUGUCAGAGGGCGGGUCUACAGAAAAACUGCCAAUAGGAUUGUUCCGAACGCUCUGGCGGGCAAGUUGGCGGUGCCUGGAAUGAGACGACUGCUAUUGAGGGCCUUGGUGGCACUGAUAAGAAGGGGUUCAGUCUGCGCAACGGGAGCGACGGUAACUGCCUAUUUGGGGUGAAGAAGAGAGAUGUCAGAAACAAAAGUCCCAUACAGGUUUAAACACUUAAACAUCUGGAUCCAGAAGUAUGGUGCAAGCCUUGCAGACUGCUUUGCUCUACUUGUGGAUGGUUGAUCUAUGACUGUGGGGGAGUUUCCGAAAGUUCAUCACAUCCAUGGAAUUGGAAGAGGAGGUACCUUCAUUCUUAUGGGGCUUGGACCCUGUUUUCUCAGCCUCUGCAAGAAUGUACAUUAAAGAUAUACAAGAAAUGAAAGAAUCGAAACAGGUGCCAGGUAUAUUCUUUUACAAUAGACAUCCAAUAAGGCAAGUGGAUGUUCUUGGAACUGUGGUUCUAACCAAAGAACGAGAUGCCUUUCAUAUGUAUGGAGUGGACGAUGGCACAGGAGUUAUAAGCUGCAUCUGUUGGAAAAAUCCUUCGGCAGAACAGAAAUCUUUGUCAGAUUAUGACUCUAAUCCUAGUACCUCAAGUAGCCUGGAUCUAGUUGAACAGAUGAGGAAGCUCCAAGAAGUGGUUCGGCUGAAAAGUAGACUGGAUAUUGGUGAUGUUGUGAGAGUCCGUGGUUGUGUUAGAACCUAUAGACAGAAGCGAGAAAUAAGCGCCUCCAUAUAUUACAAAAUUGAUGAUCCUAUCUGUGAAGCUCAGAUUUCAAGGAUGCUAGAACUUCCCCAUCUAUACAGAGAGAUUUAUGAUAAGACAUUCCAUCUACCAGAAGAGAGACAGAGUGGUCCAGGUUCAGCAGCCAUGCUGGGCUCCAUCACUGUACUGAGUGAAAAAAUAAUGGAUUUCCUAUCGAAGAACAAAACUCAGAACUUCUAUCAGCAGGAAUUAGAAACUGUGGCUUCUUUGGUAUCACUAAUCAAGCAGUGUGGGCCAAGUACCGCCACUGAACAUAUGGAUUUCAAAGCUGACCUCAACUCUAAGCUAAUUAGGAGUUCAUUCACUGAAGCAAUAAAUGUGCUCCAGGAAAAGGGUGCUCUUUUCCAGAAGUCAAAGAAUCCCAAUGAUGUCUACUGUGUAACCAAGCAGGAUAACGAAUUGUACAGAGUGACCCUUGAAAUAAUCAAAGCUGAUUGUAAGAGGCCAAAGUAUGCUGAAAAGGGCUGCCAUCUUCGCCACAUUCUUAGCUGCGUUCAACAGAACUACAGCUGUUUUGUCACUGAACCUGUGAUUCGUUACCUCCUGGAUCUGAUGGAGAGCAACAGUGAUGUUGUCACUACCAUGGAGGAAUAUUACACUGUCUUUUAAGGCAUGGACUUGUAGAGGUGAAACUUUAUCCAGUGGCCAUGAACAGUAAGGACAACAGUUCUCAAAGACUUGGCUGAAUUCUUAUUCUAAAUCAGAAAAGUUAGAAGUUGCUAAAUCAUUAAAUUUUUAUUUUUUCACUUUUCAAAA